AUGAAGUGGAUCGUUUCUGUUGUCGCUCUACUCACUGUACAGUUCGUCUCGGCUUCUCCAGCGCUAGUCAAGAGAGCGUCCGUCAACGACGUCGCGACUGUAGGUUACGCUUCCCUCAAUGGCGGCACUACUGGGGGAUCUGGAGGGCCCACUACCACUGUAACCACUCUUGACGCGCUCACCGCCGCUGUAGCUGGCAACGACCCCAAGAUUGUCAUCGUUUCUGGUACUAUUACUGGCGACGCCAUCGUCAAAGUCGGUGGGAAUACCUCCCUCCUAGGUAACGGUGCUGUUCUCAAUGGCAUCGGACUCCGCGUUAUCGAUGUCAGCAACGUCAUCAUCCGUAACAUCAAAAUCGCGAAGGUUUUAGCACCGGGCGACAACGUCGCUGUACAGGCAUCCAGCCAGGUUUGGUUGGACCAUCUCGACCUUUCUAGCGACCGCGAUCACGACAAGGACUUCUACGAUGGCCUUCUGGAUAUUACACACGGACCCACAGGCGUCACGAUUACCAACAGCAUCUUACACGACCACUGGAAAGGGUCCCUCGUUGGGCACUCCGACAACAACGGAGCUGAGGACGUUGCUAUCACCGUCACUUACGCCAACAACUAUUUUUCGAACUUGAACUCCAGGACCCCAUCUUUCCGCUUCGGAACCGGGCAUCUGUUCAACAACGUCUUUGACAACAACAAUGAUGGCAUCAACACCCGUGAUGGUGCCCAACUCCUUGUUGAGAACAACGUCUGGACUGGUACGAACAAGCCCUUGUACGCUACCACUGAAGGCUUCGCCGUCGCCGUCGGCAACGACUUUGGUGGUGCUGAGAACACGGCUCCUGUUGGCACUUUCACGGCUGCACCAUACCCCUACACCCUCGUACCCACCGACGGCGUCCGCGCGGCCGUGGUUGGUACAGCAGGCGCUACUAUCUCCUUCUAA
Pleurotus ostreatus (oyster mushroom) is the source of this 942-nucleotide messenger RNA. RefSeq lists its product as uncharacterized. The transcript has 7 exons. Gene Ontology annotation, molecular function: pectate lyase activity. The coding region runs from base 1 to 942 and encodes 313 amino acids. The record is from RefSeq and is a predicted model, not a curated record. NCBI's taxonomy places the organism in Eukaryota, Fungi, Basidiomycota, Agaricomycetes, Agaricales, Pleurotaceae.